This is a messenger RNA of Elgaria multicarinata webbii, 1485 nucleotides long. It is a transcript of the gene VRK2, whose product is annotated as VRK serine/threonine kinase 2. The record is from RefSeq and is a predicted model, not a curated record. Gene Ontology annotation, cellular component: nucleus; cytoplasm. Lineage: Eukaryota; Metazoa; Chordata; Lepidosauria; Squamata; Anguidae. Gene Ontology annotation, biological process: signal transduction; peptidyl-serine phosphorylation. Gene Ontology annotation, molecular function: protein serine/threonine kinase activity; ATP binding.
AUGCCUCCUAAAAGGCAAGGAAAGUACAACCUCCCCAUUCCUCUUCAAGAAGGAGUAAUACUGAGAGAUACUGAAAAGAGGGAGUGGAGACUAGGUCGUAAGAUUGCCCAGGGAGGAUUUGGGCUGAUCUACUUAGCAUCCCCUCGCCUUGAUAUUCCAGUAGACAACAGUGCGGUGCAUGUUAUUAAAGUGGAAUACCUUGAAAAUGGGCCCCUGUUUUCUGAGCUGAAAUUCUACCAGCGAGCCGCAAAACAAGAGCACAUCAAGAAGUGGAUGAAGCUGAAACAGCUAGCCUUUUUGGGGAUUCCUGUCUUCUGGGGAUCAGGACAGGCUGAACAUAAUGGGAAGAGUUACAGGUUUAUGGUGAUGGAAAGAUUAGGAGAAGAUUUGCAAACCGUCUUGGAACGACAGGGACGGAGGUUUAACAAGGGAACUGUUCUGCAGAUUGGGGCGGGAAUGCUGGAUGUCUUAGAGUUUAUCCAUGAAAAUGAGUAUGUUCAUGGGGACAUUAAAGCGGCAAAUUUACUUUUGGGCUAUGGAAAUCCAUCUGAGGUUUAUCUUGCUGAUUAUGGACUCGCCUACAGAUAUUGUCCCAAUGGGAACCACAAAGAGUAUCGGGAAAAUCCUAAAAAGGGCCAUAAUGGGACAAUAGAGUUUACCAGCUUAGAUGCCCACAAGGGAGUAGCACCAUCCAGACGAGGGGACCUCGAAAUCCUUGGUUACUGUAUGCUGCAGUGGAUGUGUGGGAAUCUACCCUGGGAACACAAAUUGAAAAACCCUGAUGCUGUCCAGGCUGCAAAAGCAAAACUCCUGGAUGAACUUCCAGAUUCCGUGACAAGAUGGGCUCCUGCAGGAUCGGAUUGUGGCCAAAUAGCCACAUUUUUGAAAAAUACGUAUAAUUUAGCAUACGAUGAAAAACCUAAGUAUGAAAUACUGAAGAAAAUCCUCUUGAGUGGCCUGGAACACAAUGACAUGCUGGAUUUUACCACUGCCAAAAGCAAUCUGAAUAAAUGUGCUGCUAAUCGCAGGAAAGCUGACUCGCCAAAGCCAACACCUCCACCAGUUAAAGAAGUUACGGAAAGCAAGGAACGCGCCUAUCGUAGAAAAGCCACUGUGGGAAUGGAAAGCAGCCAAGUACGAGACAAGCAGAUGCUGGCCGGACUGAACAAGCCUCUUCAGAUUGAAGUGGUGGGUGGUUUACAGGUGAGAAACGGAAAAACAAACAAAGGUUACUUUUCUGUGGAAAUGAAAAUAGAGAACCACGACACAGGCUAUAUCUUCACAAGACCUUCCAGAAAACUGAAGAAAACCGUAGAAAAUGGAGUUACAUAUUCACCAGCUUGUCAACCAGAAUGUUUUCACACCUUGACUAGCUCUUCUGCAGGUAGCACUUCUCAGCCUGUACUACGUGAAGAAUUCUACAAAUACGUCAUGGCCAUUGCUGUCCUCGUCGUCUUAAUAUUGCUUUCUCUGUAUUUCCUUUGA